AGAGGCAGGAACUGUGCGUGGUGCGGUGUGCGCGCUGCCGGAUCGUAGCGUAGCAGCGCGAGCAGCGCGAGCGAGAAGCGAGGGAGAGCAGCUCGUGGCGCGGCCCGGUGCCGCUCGUGUGUGCCAUAGGGACCACUGCCGGACACCGACACGACACGACACGAUCACAGGGAGAGCGCGCGCGUUCGUUUACAAGAUGGCAGACGACGGUCCGUCCGCGGCGGUGGACGCGACCGCGGCGGUGGUGACGGGACUGGGACUGGGACUGGGGGACGGUGAUUCUCGCGUGACAAGGGAGCGGCACAAACGCGCGGACGCCACCGCGCCGAGCGUCACUCCGGCGGGCAGUGCGGGCACGGGCCAGGACGCCACCAUCCCAUUCUCAUUCGCGAAGCGCGUCUCCGUCUCCGGCGGACACGAGGACGCCUCUAACGCCUCUGCCGCGUCUUCGGCGGCCGAGACGGAGUGUUCGCACUACGAGCGCCGGGUUCUUCAUCCCCGUCAUCAUCAGCAUCCUCAGCAUCCUUAUCAUCCUCGACACUCUUCCCACCGUCAUCCAUCGCCUUAUCAUCACCACCACCACUUCAACUCUCAUUACCGUCAUCCCACGAAUCAUCACGACAACGGCAACGAGCGCGUCAGUGACGACCGCGGCAGUGGUGGUGAUUCUUCGCCGUCGCCCGGCGGCGACGAAAACGACGACGAGGAGGAGGAGGAAGAGGCGGAGGAGGAGAACGGCGUCGGUGUCGGCGUCGGCGUCGGCGCCGACGGCAACGGCAGUGGCAGUGGCAGUGUCGGUCUGUACCACGGCGAUGUUAGAAUCGAGGUAGUCCGAAGCGUCGUGGCGGAGGACGACGGCAGCGGCAGCGGCAGCGCCGAUAGCGUCGAUAGCGUCGACAGCGUCGAUAGUGACUGCGACGCUGAUAGUAGUGCUGGCAGUAGUAAUAGUAUUAAUAGUAGGCAAAGUGGUGCUGGUGGUGUCGCGGAGAAAAUCAUGAAAUCCGGUGGUAAUAAUAAUAAUAAUAACGCGGCGAGGCGCGUCGGUGUCGAGGACGCCGACGGGGCGGCCGACGACACCGCGUCGUCGCCGCCGCGACGCUCGGCGCCGAGCGCGGACAGUGCACCGGAAGUGAACGACCGCGGGGAUCGCGACGGGGCCGGGGGCAGGCGCCGAGCGAGCGUCAUCGUCGUUGCGACGAGGGAGGAGAUGGCGGAGCGGGAGGAGCAGCAGGCGAGGGGGGCCGAGGACGCGGCCGCGGCCGCGGCCGCGUCUGCCAAGACGGACGACGGCAGCGGCGUCGCCGUAGCGCGGCACCAGGCCACCAGCCCGUUCAAGGGACAGGUUAGGAUGGCCGAGGACACCCUCGUCGGGCCCUGCGGCAAGAAGCGGUGCGCCGAUCGAUACGACAGCUCCGAGAGCUCUGACAG
Temnothorax curvispinosus is the source of this 1428-nucleotide messenger RNA. RefSeq lists its product as uncharacterized. The record is from RefSeq and is a predicted model, not a curated record. The transcript has a single exon. Lineage: Eukaryota; Metazoa; Arthropoda; Insecta; Hymenoptera; Formicidae. The annotation marks the transcript as partial.